AGAAAUCACUGAAAAUGUGGUGUGUUGGAGAAACCAAUAGAACUUCCAUGCUAUAUGAUGCUAAAAUGGAAGCUUUGACUUUAAGUGCCAGUGUAUCAUGCAUGCCACUAAUUCCAGGGGACACUCCCCUGCUUUCCUGCAACCUCAGAAUGGAAACAGCCAUCGUUCAUCUGGCUAUGUUCCAGGGAAGGUUGUCCCACUGCGUCCCCCUCCUCCUCCAAAGAGCCAAGCUUCAGCCAAACUUACCUCCAUCCGACAGGAAGCCCAGGCCAGCUUUGCUUUUUCAUCUGAGGAACAGCAAGUCCAGAGAGAGCGCCGAAAGCAGAAGAGGCACAAAAAUACUUUCAUUUGCUUUGCUAUUACUAGUUUUUCAUUUUUUGUUGCACUUGCCGUCAUUUUAGGAAUAUCCUCAAAAUAUGCUCCAGAUGAGAAUUGCCCAGAUCAAAACCCUCGUCUCAGGAACUGGGAUCCAGGACAAGAUUCUGCAAAACAAGUUGUUAUCAAGGAAGGAGAUAUGUUUCGUCUGACCUCAGAUGCCACAGUGAAUUCUAUAGUUAUUCAGGAUGGAGGACUGCUUGUGUUUGGGGAUGAUAAAGAUGGAUCCAGAAAUAUUACUUUGAGGACUCGUUACAUCCUGAUCAAGGAUGGUGGGGCGCUUCAUAUUGGAGCAGAAAAAUGCCGCUAUAAAUCCAAAGCGACAAUUGCCUUGUAUGGCAAGUCAGAUGAAGGUGAAAGUAUGCCAACAUUUGGCAAAAAAUUUAUUGGUGUGGAAGCCGGUGGGACACUGGAAUUACAUGGGACACAGAAGGCAUCAUGGACAUUGUUGGUGAGAACUCUGAAUGCUUCAGGCUUGACCUUUGGCUCCUAUGCCUUUAAAAAGGACUUUUCCAGGGGCCUCAAUGUGAGGGUCAUUGAUCAAGACACAGCCAAAAUUUUGGAAAUUGAGAGAUUUGAUACCCAUGAAUCCCAAAAUGAAAGUAGGCGUCUUCAGAAAUUCCUGAGAGACCAGGAUCCGGGGCGGAUUGUUGCCAUAGCUGUUGGAGAUUCAGCUGUUAAAAGCCUUUUACAAGGAACCAUACAGAUGAUCCAGGACCGGCUGGGAAGUAAGCUGAUCCAAGGGCUGGGCUACAGGCAAGCUUGGGCUUUGGUUGGUGUCAUUGAUGAUGGCAGUACUUGCAAUGAAUCUGUAAGAAACUAUGAGAAUCAUAGUAGUGGAGGGAAGGCUCUCGCCCAAAGAGAAUUUUAUACUGUGGAUGGUCAGAAGUUCUCUGUGACAGCUUAUAGUGAAUGGAUUGAAGGUAUUUCUUUUUCAGGUUUCCGGGUAGAGGCCAUAGAUGGAGUAAAACUGCACCUGCUGGAUGAUGUUAGUAGCUGGGAACCCGGAGAUCAGAUUGUGGUCGCAAGCACAGACUAUUCCAUGUACCAAGCAGAGGAGUUUACUCUUCUCCCCUGUCCUGAGUGCAGCCGCUUCCAGGUCAAAGUCAAAGAAACACCUCAGUUCCUGCACAUGGGUGAGAUUAUAGAUGGUGUAGACAUGAGAGCUGAGGUUGGAAUUCUUACCCAGAAUAUUGUCAUCCGAGGAGAAAUGGAAAACUCAUGCUAUGCUGAAAAUCAGUGUCAGUUCUUUGAUUAUGAUACCUUUGGAGGACAUGUCAUGAUAAAGAAGAAUUUUACUUCGGUCCAUCUUUCUCACGUGGAAUUGAAACACAUGGGUCAGCAGCACCUGGGGCGGUAUCCUGUUCAUUUUCAUCUAUGUGGAGAUGUGGAUUCCAGAGGAGGGUACAGACAUGCAGCAUUUGUGGAUGGCCUGUCCAUUCAUCACAGCUUCUCGAGGUGCAUCACUGUGCAUGGGACGAAUGGCUUGCUGAUAAAAGACACCGUCGGAUUUGACACACUGGGUCAUUGUUUCUUUCUGGAAGAUGGUAUUGAACAGAGAAAUACUUUGUUCCACAAUCUGGGACUCCUCACCAAACCAGGCACACUUCUUCCCACGGAUAGGAAUAACUCCAUGUGCAUCACCAUGAGGGAAAAAGUUUUUGGAAAUUAUAUCCCUGUGCCUGCCACUGACUGUAUGGCUGUUUCAACUUUCUGGAUUGCUCAUCCCAACAAUAAUCUGAUUAAUAAUGCAGCUGCAGGCUCACAGGAUGCUGGAAUAUGGUAUUUAUUCCACAAGGAACCUACGGGGGAAUCCAGUGGAUUGCAGCUCUUAGCAAAACCAGAACUCACUCCACUGGGAAUAUUUUAUAACAACAGGGUCCAUUCAAGUUUUAAGGCUGGCUUAUUUAUUGACAAAGGUGUCAAAACAACCAAUGCUAGUGCUGCUGACCCAAGGGAGUACCUCUGUUUGGAUAACAGUGCAAGGUUUCGGCCUCACGAGGAUGCAGACCCUGAGAAGCCACGUGUUGCUGCUUUGAUUGACAGGCUCAUUGCUUUUAAAAACAAUGACAACGGAGCUUGGGUUAGAGGCGGAGAUAUUGUGGUUCAGAAUUCAGCAUUUGCAGACAAUGGAAUAGGACUGACCUUUGCCAGUGAUGGAAGCUUCCCAAGUGAUGAAGGUUCCAGCCAAGAGGUAUCUGAAUCUCUCUUUGUUGGGGAGAGCAGGAAUUACGGCUUUCAGGGUGGUCAGAACAAGUAUGUAGGCACUGGAGGGAUAGACCUGAAGCCUCGGACAUUACCUAGGAACAGGACAUUUCCAAUUAGAGGCUUUCAGAUCUAUGAUGGGCCCAUACAUCUCACCAGGUGCACUUUCAAAAAAUAUGUGCCAACUUUAGAUAGAUAUACCAGUGCUAUUGGCUUCCUCAUGAAGAAUUCCUGGCAGAUAACCCCCAGAAAUAACAUCUCCCUCGUGAGGUUUGGUCCACAUGUCUCUCUUAAUGUAUUCUUUGGAAAGCCUGGCCCGUGGUUUGAAGACUGUGAGCUCGAUGGUGAUAAGAACUCCAUAUUCCACGACAUUGAUGGCUCUGUGACAGGAUACAGGGAUGCUUAUGUGGGAAGAAUGGACAACUACCUGAUCCGCCAUCCAAUUUUCAUUCUCUUUUCUUUAAUUCUUAAUUAUUUUUUGAAGGUCUAUGUGCAGACAUGGAGCACUCCGAAUCUGACUAUGACCAUCACACGAGAUGAGUAUCCAGACUACCCUAUGGUGCUCCGAGGAAUUAACCAGAAGGCAGCUUUCUCGCAGUACCAGCCCGUGAUCAUGCUGGAGAAGGGCUACACCAUCCACUGGAAUGGGCCAGCACCCAAGACUGCUUUUCUAUACCUCAUAAACUUCAACAAGAAUGACUGGAUUCGAGUUGGUCUCUGCUAUCCAUCAAACACAAGUUUUCAGGUUACCUUUGGCUUUUUACAGCGGCAUAAUGGCUCGUUAUCCAAAAUGGAGGAGUAUGAGCCUGUGCAUUCGUUGGAGGAAUUGCAGAAGAAGCAGGCUGAGAGGAAAUUCUAUUUUGACUCCAGCACCGGGUUGCUGUUUCUGUAUCUUAAAGCCAAAAGCCACAGGGAUGGUCACAGUUACUGUUCAUCUCAGGGAUGUGAACGAGUCAAGAUCCAGGCAGCAACAGACUCAAAAGACAUCAGUAACUGCAUGGCCAAAGCGUAUCCCCAGUAUUACAGAAAGCCAUCAGCCCUCAGGUCGAUGCCAUCCAUGCUCAAGGGACUCUGUCAAGGCUGUGGAACCCAUCAGGUAAAACAAGGAAUAAAAGUGAGCUUUGGUCCAAGAGAAAAAGUCAAAAGGUUCUGUGCAGUCAGCACAUUUUUUUUUCUCCCUGAAACAUCUGUGCUGCCCAUUUAUUUUGUUUUUUUAA
Odocoileus virginianus texanus is the source of this 3797-nucleotide messenger RNA. The record is from RefSeq and is a predicted model, not a curated record. Lineage: Eukaryota; Metazoa; Chordata; Mammalia; Artiodactyla; Cervidae.